AGUGUAUGGAGGUUCCAGCGUUGGUCUGACCCACUGUGCAAGUGUGAGUGUGUUUGAAUGAGUGUGUGUGCUGACAGCAGCUGGCAGGGGUGACAGUCAUCAGUUUCACUCGUUUGGAAUUAAUGAAAAGCUUAAAACUCUGGAUAUUUAUUUGACCCAGGUGAGUCAAAAUGAACAUUUUGUUUCUAUAUGGACAGAUUAAUAUGCUUGUCUUUAUGCUACAUUAUUCUGACUUGAAUAGCUCAUGGCAAAACGAGACUGAACUGCUAAUACAAGUUAUUAAUUGUUGUGAGAUAGUUUUAUUUUGUAUUGUGACAAAAAUUAAUGUUUAAUAAUGUGUCUCCCAUCUCAGUGUGGCUGUUAGACUUAUAUAUAACACAGGAAACACAUAAUACACUAAGUCCAUACAACGUUUCUGAAACAUCCAUCUCAAAAAACAAACAUUAGUACUCUUUAAGGGUAUCAGGUCAACUUUAAAAGGAUUGAGAAAUGCCUGCCAGUGUUUAUAUUACUGCUUUAAGUAUACUGUCUGUAUCCUUUCUCAAAGGUUUUAUCAGCUGUCUGGUUUACAUACUUGACUUCAUGAUAAUGUUGUAGGUUAAAAGGUGGUAAAGUUGCAGUGUUGCUGUUGGGUAUGAGAGUACACACAUAACAGGGCAUUUUCAUAAUGCAUGACAUGAAUAUUUGGACACUUGACCGGUGGGGUACCCCCCUUACAUUUAGUUUAACAGAGUUGUAAAUGUAGAGGACUGAGUUAAAUAUUUGGUUCAAACUUGGCGAGCUGUCAAAGAAUGCUCACGUGCGAAAUGACGUGUGUUAAAUCAUUUGAUUACAAAAACUCUAGAUUUGCACCUGUAAAUACAUGCCCAUUCACUCUGUCUUUCAGUCACAAACCACACACACACACACACACACACACACACACAUGCGCGCGCACACACAUAAACAGGCUUUACCACCUUUCCCAUUUGAGCUGGCAUUUAGCCCACCCUGAAAUACAAUCUGCAACACUCGCUGGUACAGCCCCUGUGAGAGAGGGUUGCCCUCCACUGAAGGAGGUUUUCAGAGCAUUAACAGCCUGUAACACAAUAUCUGACAAUAUCUGAUUUCCCUUCUGCAUAUUAAAUAGUGUACUAAAGCUGGUGAAGUGGUAUGUUGGGGAAAUCAGAGAGUUCGAGGUGUUAAUGUAUGCUACUGUUUGGAUGGUUAGAGAGGGAUGAUUUAAAACCUGAUGACCUAUUUGAUCUUAGCAUUAUUUAGUUUACUGGGAUGCAAUUUAGUGGCCAGAAUUCACAUGAUUUAACACGAAACUCAUUGUUUGCCUACGUAUGUUUGAUUUGCCUUACAAGCUUUUAUUUUGAAAAGUCACCACUGUCAUAUGAGCACUGCUUUCAACUUACUUUCUCUUCAGUUAUUUGUCUUACUUUAGUUUUAAUGACUAUAUGUAUUUGAAAGAUAAAGUGUCUAAUUGGUGGUUGGUUUCGUCCUUUGUCCUAGCAAUGCCCUGUGUACAAACCCAGUAUGCAUCCCUGCCCCAUGACAACUUCUUCAGCUCUGAGUUCUUGAGUCCUGACCUUAGUGCCAAACUGGUGAUGGACAUCGGUGGCCAAAAGGACCAGCUGUCUACAUCUUCAUUACCCAGCAUCAACACCUUGGUGGGCAAUGGCUAUGUGGGGGAGUUUGAUGGCUACUCUUGCAAGAUCACCACCUCUCCUCCCAACUCUACAGUUUCGUUUAGCCACACUGCUGUGGCUGAAAACCCACAGAUGCAAAGCCAAGCCUUCAAGCUGGAUGAUCUCCAGGUGUAUGGCUGUUACCCGGGAUCCUUUGCUCUCAGCUGCCUAGAUGAAACCCUCUCAUCAUGUGGCUCCGACUACUAUGGCAGCCCAGUUUAUACAUCUGCUUCUCCUCCAGCACCAGGUUUCCAGACACAGACAGCCCCUGUGUGGGAUUCCCCUUUCAGCCCCUAUCCUUCAGCCCCUGCAAACUCUGUGGCUGAAAAAACUGCCAUGGCCCAGCAGCUCUCCUUUUUCUCCUUCAGCCCCCCACCAGAACAACACUCUCCCUUGGGGCAGCAUCAGGAUGCACCUCCAGGCCACAAUGACCCUUUCUUCCUGCCUCCUCAGCAGCAUCUCUCGCCGAUUCAUUGCCCCCCUAUGUCCAUGGAUCAUGGAGCCUUAGAGGGCCCCAGGAUAGUGGAGGGGGGCAUGACAUCCCCCAAAACCCACAACCUGGGAUCCAGUGAGGGUCGCUGUGCAGUUUGCGGUGACAACGCAUCCUGUCAGCACUAUGGAGUCCGCACCUGUGAGGGCUGCAAAGGAUUCUUCAAGGUAAAAACCUAAACCGUCUUUUUCCUGGUUAAUUCUCGACAGACAUGAUUGUUUGGUUUGGGUGAAAAAUUAGACUUUUGUAGCUUCUUAAUGAUUUUGGACAAGAGUAAAAGGCUGGUGGCAAAGAAUUAAAACACUUCACAGAAACCUCACAGAAAUGCUUUAGUUUAUUUGAGUAUAGUUACAGCAAUAAAAGUUUGUUCUCCAGAAAUAUUAAGAGUUACAUGUGGUACUGUAUGACGUCUACUGUGCAUGUUUUCAUGUUAAAAUACUAUCUCUGUGACUUUUAAUGUUUAGAUGGGAACAUUGGUUUUAGCCUCAAAAGUACAACAUUUGCGCAGCUAUAUGCCAUUUAGAUAAAUCAAGAACCCUAUGCUUUACUUUUAUCCUCGAUGCACCUGGUUAUUUACUGAAAAAAAAAACUAUAAGGUAGAUCACAUGGCUACAUUUUAGUGCAUCAAAAACUUACAUGUGUCAUUUUUUUUUUCGACAGCGAACUGUACAAAAAAAUGCAAAGUAUGUGUGCCUUGCCAAUAAAGACUGCCCGGUGGACAAGAGGAGAAGGAACCGCUGCCAGUUCUGCCGUUUCCAGAAAUGUCUCGCUGUGGGAAUGGUUAAAGAAGGUAUUGCAAAACUCUCCUGAAUCCUUCAGUGACUAAUAUAUGACAGUGAGAAACUGGGGUUAGCAAUGACAGUCUUGUGAAACCAAAGCUGGAAGCAAAAGAGAUGUAUGUGCCAGUUGCAGAAAUAGGGAAACAGAAACUGAGAGAGCAGUUAUUCUUUUUUAAAGUGCAGUGACGGCCAUGUGAGCCUCAGAGCCUUGUGCUUGAACUCUCUCUUUUUUCAUUUCUUUCCUUUGCCCAGUGGUUCGCACAGACAGUCUCAAAGGACGUCGGGGUCGUCUGCCCUCGAAACCCAAGACUGUGGCUGAGGCAUCAUCCACGACUCCGAGUCUAAACAUCAUAGCCUCACUGGUCAGGGCUCACGUGGACUCCAAUCCAAGCAUCGGGAAGCUUGAUUACUCCAAGGUAAGUCUCAAGACUUUUAACAUGCAGAACAUACUGAUCGGUUAAGUGAUGUUACACCUCAUCAUUGGAUCUACACCAAGCAGAGACAGGGAAGAACUCAGUGCUGUUUCUUUUCAGUAACACUGUCACUGCUCCUCUGUUUCUCCCCAGUACCAGGAGGAAGUGGACAACCUAAAAGAAAAGGAGGAUGCAGGUGACAUCCAGCAGUUUUAUGACCUUUUGACCGGUUCUUUAAAUGUCAUAAAAACAUGGGCUGAAAACAUCCCAGGAUUCACAGAUUUCUGCACAGAGGACCAGGAGCUGCUCCUAGAAUCUGCCUUUGUUGAGCUCUUUAUUCUGCGGCUCGCGUACAGGUCAGCCUCUUUACAAAUGACAGGUUAGCAAGCAUUUCAGAUGUGUGACACUUACUGUACUAACUGUACUAUUGUUCUGAAACUGUGCAGGUCAAAUCCAGAGAAGAACAAGCUCAUUUUCUGUAAUGGCUCAGUCCUCAAUCGACUGCAGUGCGUCUGCAGUUUUGGUGACUGGAUUGACUCCAUCAUGGAUUUCUCCCAGUCUCUCCACCGCAUGAACCUGGAUGUGUCCUUGUUCGCCUGCCUGUCAGCACUUGUAAUCAUCACAGGUUAGAGUCCGUAUUCACAUUUUUGUAAACAAGAAUGCAGAGUGCAUUUGUAUUGCAUAUUUAAGGUUAAAGAUUGUGGUUCUCAUGUCAACAUUUUUUUUUACAUCCAGAUCGCCAUGGCCUCAAAGAGCCAAAACGGGUGGAGGACUUUCAGAAUCAUCUCAUCACUUGUUUGAGAGAACAUGUGAGUGGAAAUGGAUCAGAAAUGAGCCGUGUCCAGCCUAACUAUCUCUCUCGCCUUUUGGGUAAACUCCCCGAACUGAGGACUCUAUGCACUCAGGGCUUACAGCGAAUCUUCUACCUGAAACUGGAAGAUCUGGUCCCCCCUCCACCUAUAGUGGAGAAAAUCUUUUUGGACACUCUGCCAUUCUAGAAAAAAGCACCAACACUUAUGAGUCAUUUGAAACGUGACUUUUUCAGGGGGGCUUUUGCCUUUGUCGACGUCAGAGCUAAAGAGACAGGAACAGUGGAAGAAGACGGGCAGCAAAGGGUGGUGGCUGGAAGUCACGCUGACAACUGUUUCGACGAGAACUGUAUAUUCAGUACUUGAAUACUGUAGCACUUAAACUGCUCAGCGAAUUAGCGUCCUGAUUGGAAAGUAAAAUAACACAAAGUUAAUCUGAGUUUUUAUCAGCUGACUCUAAUGCUGAACCUCCCUUUUCAGCUCUGACUUCUGCUCUGGCAAAUGUCUGUCUUUGCUCGAGAGACCAUCAUUUUUAUUAGAUUACAGUCAAAAAUCAAAGACAGGACUGCUCAAAGAUUUAUGUUGGUGCAAUGAACCUGUCAUGGACAGAGCUGAAAGAGUGGCAUUUAGGGACACAGUUUAUACAUACUUUUUGUGUGUGUGUGUGUUUUAAAAAUGACUUUAUUGCUGUGCUAGGUGUGUGAAUGUUGUCCUUUUAUUCAGGUAGUUAGACAUGACGCAUUGCAGUGUUACAUGCUCAGUUUUUGCUUAUCAGGAGAGAACGCACUAAUCUCUCAAAAUGUGUUCAAUGGGCUUGCUUUUUUAGCCUUUGGGAAGAGGCUGAAAUUAUAGAUUUUGUAAGAGAGUAGAAACACAAACUGUUACUUUGCAAUGCUGAUGAGUCCUUCACAAAGGGGAUUCCACAGAUUAUUUACUAAUUGAUAGUUGUAGUCACACUGCUCAUUUUGAAGGUCUUGGACCAAAGUUUACUCAUGUUUUUAUAUAACCAGUUAUAAACCUUAUUGCCUUAAAGCAUGAAAUGUUUUGCCAUAACACUUGUGCCGUCAUUUGCAACACCUUACAGAGGCUGAUGCUGGCAGGGUUCCUGCUGAAUCAUUUGUAUCUAGAAACACUUCUUGGGCCUUAAAAGCAUAAAUGGACAUGAUGAAUGAAAACAGAAAGUGCCUUUUGAAUACCUUUAGCCUUCAAACCAGAAUAAGUGACACUAAGCUACCCCUGAUAUCACAUAAAGAGAACCCCGUGUAAUGUAAGUGUCAGCUUAAAAGCUGCAGUCAGAACUGGUUUCUUACUUAAGACCAUUAAGAAUAAAUUCAGCUUGGAUUAACUUUUGUAAAGUUGUAAAGAGGGAAAUUGUCAGAAUAGUUUGACUAAAGUAUACAAUACUACAACACUUCUCACACUGCCAAACUGGAAGGACAUCAAGUGCUGACAGCUGGUUUAGGAUCUACAAGAACUAAAUCCUGUUCAUAUGUUCCUGAGGCAGUGAAAUCCAGGACUACAGUGGAGACGCCCAGCUCAUGAUUUAGUCAAAUCACAUUUCAGUGUCCCUGUCCACUCUGUCCAGAAUUAGAUAUAGCAUAUCCUUUCCAUUAUUAGUUUCAACCUUCACAGCACUGUAAAAAUCCACUUUAAAAGCAGACAUGAAAUGUUUAGCAUUCAAUAGUUACUUGUCUUUGGCUAAAGAUACUUUGCCCUACAUGUGUUUUAAACCUCAUCUUGAUGUGUUUGUGAAACUCUCCUACUGUCUUCCAUUUUCUUCUGAAUGGUGUAUUUUUUUUUUUUUUUACUUUAUUUUUUAUUUUCAUCUCAGCAUGAACUUAAGAAAAUUCUUAAGGAAUCGCAGUGACAUGCGAUGAGAAGAUGAGCAGCUAAAAGCACUUAAGUGUUCAAACAAAAUGAAGAGCACUUCUUUCUCCUACUGUAUGUAUUUUGUUUGACAUUUGUGUGUGUACUUUGAAAAUAUGGCCAGGGCUUUCAUACUAUGGUGCAGAACUUUUAAAAGAAAAUAUUUGAUAUUAAAACUUUUGAAAAUA
Molecule: messenger RNA, 6218 nt
Organism: Xyrichtys novacula (pearly razorfish)
Lineage: Eukaryota; Metazoa; Chordata; Actinopteri; Labriformes; Labridae
Source: the annotation of a GenBank genome assembly